GAUAAAGCUUUAAGUAUGUGAAAAUAACGUGUUCAUACUAAAAUCUAUCAAUAUAUUUUUAAGAUUUUAUGUACAGGAUCUUAGAAAAAAGCAAAGAUGACGUUGAAUAAUCUCAAAAGUCUCAAUCAACUUGAUCACUACUUUUGUCUAUCUUAUUAUUUGGUGGCUGGAUCGUCACGAAUAAGCUAUUUUUAAAAGGAAGGAAGGAAAAAGCAAGUUAUUUUAAUUACAAUUUAAUGACGCCUGCAAUCACAAACUCAUAAGAAGUAAACCUUGUAAAUAUUUAAAAAAUAUUUUACAAUAUAUUUGUACAAAUUCUAAGGCCAAGCAAGAUCCUCGUUCAAGGUUUGAUGAGUAAACUCGUGUAGUGCAAUCAAACCAGUUGUAACUUAAUUAUUAUAGUUUAAGCUAGAUGGGUGAUUGUAUCAGUUCCUUACCGAGUGAUCAAACAUAUAAAAAUGUUUUUUAUUAUAUGUUUACUUAAAAUAUUAAUGAUGCAAUUAGUGUGGAGAAUUGAAGUAACUGCAGCAAGAUCUACCAGAGCAAAUUACUCGGCGAUUGCCAGAGGAUUGGGUUUUGAUACCGAAGAAUACGAUGUAGUGAUAGAUGACGGAUAUAUAUUGACGUUAUUUCGAAUGCCUGGUGAAAAGAAGCCUGUUUUAUUAGUGCAUGGAUUGUUAGAUUCAGCUGAUUCAUUUAUUAUCCGAGAAAACCGGUCCCUUGCUGUUGCUCUCGCGCGUGAGGGUUACGAUGUCUGGUCUGCGAAUGUCAGAGGCGGCAGAUAUUCAAGACGACAUAUCAAAUUAAAUCCGGACACAGAUAGGAAUUAUUGGAACUUUAGUUUCCAUGAAAUAGGCUACUAUGAUCUUCCGGCAAUGAUUGACUUUAUCCUAGGCAAAACUGGAGAGACCAGCCUUAGUGCCAUUGGACACUCUCAAGGCAACAGUGUGUUUUAUGUUCUUGGCUCGACCAAACCUGAGUAUAAUAAAAAAAUCAGCGUAAUGAUUGCAUUAUCACCAGUAUGUUACUUCAAUUAUUCAAUGCCUCCUACAUCGAUGUUAAUAGAGUCCUUACCUUAUAUAUCUAAUAUUUUGUUAGAGUCUGGUAAGGAAGAGGUUUUUGGUGACAACACAAUACUGAGACUCUUAAUGGAUGAAAUCUGUGGCUGUAAAAAGUGCUACAAUUUAUGCGCUCGUGGAAUAUUUUUUCCGAUCGGCGGUAGUGAUCCUGAUGAGUUGGAAGCUGACUUUUUUCCCACAGUCAUAGAAUACUAUCCAAGUGGCACAUCAAGAAAAAAUAUUAUUCAUCUUGCGCAGGGAUAUUUAAAUAACUUCAGUUUUUACGAUUAUGGAUCUAAGAACAUGGAAAUCUACCAACAAACGUCCCCACCACUGUAUGACUUGGAAAAAGUUAGUAUGAAAAUUGUACUUCUUGCUGGGAGAAAUGAUGCCCUUGCGUCGGUUAAAGAUGUUGAACUAUUGCGGGAUCGUCUUUCAAAUGUUGAAUACUACUUGUUAAAUAACAGGAUGCUAAAUCAUUUAGAUUUCAUAUGGGGUCGAAAUAUGAAUAAAUACCUGUUUCCUUAUAUUUUCAAUGCACUAACUAAAAACAAUAAGCAAAGUAUUAACUGAGUUUGAGUUAAUUAGAUGCAGCACUUUUGGAGGCUUAAGAACGUGAUCCAUGUUAACAUUUUUUUGUACGUUCUAUAACUUCUGUGUAAUGAAAUUGCAAGGUGAUAAUGAUUUAUUUAUUUAGGAAAUGGAAUAUUUCUUAGCGGAAUGAUUUUCAAACGUGUGUUCUUUGGUGUUAUUUAUAAUGAGUGUUUUACAACUAAUAUAUAUUGUGUUAAAUACAUUUUUCGUUUAUAUUGUUAGUAAAUAUAUAUACAAUAGUAAAUUUUCAUUUAAAUUCAGCGGAAAAUGUUUUUCCCAAACACUACGGUUUAGGACCAUUCUAAUAUGGAACUUCAUACGAAUAUUUUCCCCAUAGAACAUUAGAAAAUAAAAUAUAGAAAUCUCAA
Molecule: messenger RNA, 2020 nt
Organism: Pieris napi
Lineage: Eukaryota; Metazoa; Arthropoda; Insecta; Lepidoptera; Pieridae
Product: lipase 1-like
Exons: 1
Coding region: 459-1631 (390 amino acids)
Molecular function (GO): hydrolase activity, acting on ester bonds
Source: RefSeq, a predicted model, not a curated record